GGAUUUUUAAUCUUUCGUGAGGUGAGUUUAAAAGUCGUCCGUUUGCAUGGGGCCGUCGAAUGCGUUCAUCCCAGUACCCAGCAAGGAGGAUCAACCACACCAGAGAAAGAGAUGCAAACGCGGAGGCGAACAUUGCACUUUCCGGGGCCUCCGUCAUCCUCGUCUGACCGUCAACCCUUACCUCCAUUUCGCCGCAAAUGUCAAUCACACAAGGUACAACCUUGCAAACGAACUCCUUUCAGUCGUGACACCAGAAUUGGUUCCUCGCGACUCCAUUCGAGAUGA
Ambispora leptoticha is the source of this 285-nucleotide messenger RNA. The record is from the annotation of a GenBank genome assembly. Lineage: Eukaryota; Fungi; Glomeromycota; Glomeromycetes; Archaeosporales; Ambisporaceae.